UACCCGUCCACCAUCUUUGUUUUGAAAUGGAUGUCUGAAAGCAGGAAGUGCUUGAAAGAAAAGUGAAAAGCGUCCGUUGUUGUGCUGGAAAAUGCUAUGGCGUCCCUUCAAAGAUAUGGAUUUGGUCUCAUAGUAUUUAUAUUGUCUUGGAUCAAUUCGGAGAGUUUAGUUGAACCUAUUGUGGGUCCAGUCUUUGUGAAUACGCCUUAUGGUGAGAUCGAAGGAGUCAGCUAUAGAUCCCAGUAUGAAGCACUUCCUCAAAGACUCAUCAAUGUGUUUCGAGGUGUACCCUAUGCAAAGACCUUGAAACAGUUUGGGGAGGAAUGGAAGGAGAAAUACCGUUUUCAUAACGUGGACGAAGAACCGUCAUGGUAUGGCACAUACGAUGCCACCCGCCACAAGCCAGCGUGCCCGCAGAUGCCGUGGCUGGUCAAGGAGACUGUCUGGGGCUUCAAUGACAUAGCGGAAGAUUGUCUCUACCUGGAUAUUUACUCACCAAAUAAUACAAAUGAGAGUCCGACAAACAGCCCGUUGUUGUACCCUGUCCUGGUGUUUUUCCCCGGCGGUGGGUUCAUCAUGGGCGCGUCCAAGCAGUGGCCGGGCGUCUUCCUGUCUCAGAGGAACAUCGUGGUGGUCGUGGUCAACUACAGGCUCAACGCACUGGGUUUCUUCAGUACUGGUGACCGCUACUCUCCCGGGAACUAUGGCUUGUUUGACCAGCGCCGUGCACUGCAGUUUGUCAAGCGUGCCAUUCAGAGUUUCCGUGGCAACCCCAAGAAGAUCACUAUCAUGGGUCACAGCUCAGGGGCAGCCAGCGUGGGCAUUCACCUCUUGUCUCCGCGCAGUGUCGGACUGUUCCACCAGGCCAUUAUGCUGAGCGGCUCGGAGCUGAGCGAGUGGGCAGUGCUGUCUCGCGAGGACUCACAAGAAUACGCCCGACGUCUGUGUCGCGAGGUGGGGUGUCCGACCGGGGACUCUCAGCAGAUGAUUGACUGUCUGAGGUACUCCCGCAGCUUUGAGCAGAUCGUCAAUGCCUCGGCCAUGGUGCCUAUGAGGCCUGGCAAGAUCGGUAACCCGUGGGCCCCAGUGGUGGACGGUGACAUCGUCGGAGUGGCCAACGCCUUCCUGCCCGACCCCCCGCAUGAUCUGAGACGCCAGGCUAGGCAGAUGAGAGUGCCUUUGUUGGCCGGGAUGGUGCAGGACGAGGGCGCCUACUUCAUUCCCAAUCUUCCCAACCUGAUUGACGGAAUUGACAAGCCGCAGUUCCAAAGCAUCCUGAACGAGUUCAUCCGUUACCGCGAUGUUGCUGACCAGAACUCAGUCUUUGACGCCAUGGAGUUCCAGUACACUCACUGGCCCCAGCCCACCAACAAGAGCUGCGUCAGGAAGAAGCUCAUUGAAAUGAUGACAGACUACAUGUUUGGGGCGGCCAUUACUGAGUCUCUCCGCUGGCACGUGCAGUUUUCCCGCGUCUACUUCUACGUGUUUCAGUACAGCUCCUGGAGGAACUAUAUACCCCAGUGGAGAGGUAUUUCCCACGGCCAGGACCUGGACUACGUGUUUGGUCUACCCUUCGUGAACGAGACGUACAUAAACCUCCUGGGGCUGUACCCGCGACAGUUGUACGACUUCAACGACCGCAACAUGUCCGAGUACAUGAUCACCAUGAUCACCAACUUCACCAGCGGAGGGGAGCCGACACCACGUACAGAAGAGGUCUACUACUUCCGCAACGUGUCAUGGAGAGAGUACAACCCACAGAACCACAGCUACCUCAGCAUACGCAACCACUCGCGCAACAUGGAGAACUACCGCAUGAACGACGUCUACUUCUGGAACAAUUUCUAUCCCAAGUUGGCUGGAUACUCUCCUUACGUGUUCAAACCCAAGCCAGAAGACAGCGUGGACACAGCGGACACCUUCGAGCUGACCACCUGGGCGCUGGCGGCUGUGGCUGGAGUCCUGCUCAUCGUUGUCGUCUGUCUGAUCGUGGUGCUUGUGUGCCGGUCCAGGACCAAGAAAUAUCCUAAAUAUCAAGCAUCUCCUACCUUGAGUCGCAAGACGGAAGAAGACAGCAUGACCUUCUACAAAGAUCAAGACCGCAGCAUUCAUCACAUAGAGCCGCCGCCGACCUACUACAGCGGUCGCAGAACGGAAGACGACAGCUACGACGGACACCGGCGCACGGAGGCGGAGAGCGACAACUAUCGUGGCGCCAGGCAACCACGAGAAGACAGAUCUGCAUACAGCAAUCGGCGCGAUGAUGAAGAGGAGAGGCCAAACUACAACUACCGGCGCCAGGAGGAGGAGAGGCCGACAUACAACCACCGCAGGGAGGAAGAAGAGAGGCCGUACUCGGACCGGAGAGCUCACAACCUGCGCAGAAACGGGGGAGACAAUCCUCCGCGGUACAAUCUGCGACGACAAGAGCACAACGACUCGACUGCUGUUUGAUGACGCUCCCUGCAUAAUUAGGAUCUAAUUUUGCGAGUCGAAGACAGCGUUGAAUGUUUUUGUCGUUAUUGAUCCUGCAGUGUGCAAACUUUUGGCACCAUUACUCUGUGUCAUGAUGAUAAUGAUAAUAAUAUUAAUAAAAAGUGACAUUGAUAUAGCACAUUUCCACUUGGUAUAUGCUCAGUGCACUUUACGACAGUACAGAGGUCAUAGUUUCAAAAGCGAUCCUCUCAACAAAGUGACACUAAUAUUACAUUGUUUACUAUGUCAUGUAGUGCUAUUGACAAGAUUAUCGCAGCUGUUGAAUUAGUCCACGCUGAACAAAUUAAAAUAGAAUAAAAUAGCAUUUUCAUAGAUCCAUCCGAGAAAAAAUGGGUUUCAACUGAUAGUACAAUAUAGGCUUCCAGUACAAUAAAUGGAAGUCUCACCCUUAUGGACAAUCUUACAUGCCAUUGCUGUUGACCGCUGUACAGCACCCUCCUUUUUUUCUUUUUUUUUUUUACUUUGGGUUGUCGUAUCUUGCUCAAGGAUAUGCACCGGUAUCAACUGUUUUGAAUGCAAAGUCACCAACAUAAGUUGACUGUUCUAAAUAUGUCUCUUGUACAUGACUAUCUGUUAAGAAUGCUAUUGAUGGACAAAAUAAAACAA
Molecule: messenger RNA, 3102 nt
Organism: Aplysia californica (California sea hare)
Lineage: Eukaryota; Metazoa; Mollusca; Gastropoda; Aplysiida; Aplysiidae
Product: neuroligin-4, Y-linked
Exons: 13
Coding region: 97-2454 (785 amino acids)
Cellular component (GO): cell surface; septate junction; tricellular tight junction
Source: RefSeq, a predicted model, not a curated record